This is a messenger RNA of Prorocentrum cordatum, 2091 nucleotides long. Lineage: Eukaryota; Dinophyceae; Prorocentrales; Prorocentraceae. The record is from the annotation of a GenBank genome assembly.
AUGGCGCGCCUGGUCGGCCUGGAGGACGUGAAGCUGGCUUUGCGGUUGGCCUGCAUCGACCCCUCGCUGGGUGGCGUGGGCAUUUCCGGCGGCCACGGCACGGGCAAGACGACGCUGGCCCGUUCGCUGCGGGGCAUCUUGCCGCGCAUCGAGGUGGUCGAGAAGUCAAUCUGCAACCUCGACCCCAGCAAGCCGGAGGAGUUUGACAGGCUGUCGAAGCAGCGCAUGGUGGUGGGCGCCGACGGCACCCCGCAGACCAAGGUCAUCGACUGCCCCUUCAUAGAGCUGCCCCUCGGGUGCACCGAGGACCGUCUGGUGGGUUCCCUGGACGUGCAGGCUUCCAUGGAGACCGGGAAGCCCGUGUUCGAGCCAGGUUUGCUGGCGCAGGCCCACCGGGGCAUCCUGUACAUCGACGACGUCAACCUGCUCCAGGACGACCUGGUGAGCCUGCUGCUCACCGCGAUCGAGAGCGGGGUGAACCGCGUCGAGCGGGAGGGCCUCUCCGUGGCGCAUCCGUGCCGGCCGUUGGUCGUGGCCACGUGGAAUCCGGAGGAGGGGCCCCUGCGGCCCCACCUGCUGGACAGGCUGGCCAUGGCGCUGAACACUGACGAGCAGACGGUCUACAUGGACGUCGACCAGCGCGUAAUAGCCGUGAACGAGGUGUGCGACUUCGCGGGCAGGCCGAUGGAGGCUACGGCGGAGAGCGCCGAGGCCACGCAGGCCACGCAGACGCAACUGCUCUUCGCGCGCGAGUUCCUGGAGGACGUGCAGGUCACGGACGACCAGAUGAAGCGCUUCGCGGAGGAGUCCGCCCGGGGCGGCUGCGAGGGCCACCGCGCGGAGGUCUUCGCAACCAAGAUCGCCCGAGCGCACGCCGCGCUGAACGGGCGGGACUGCGUGUCUGCGGACGACGUGCAGAUGGGUAUCAAGCUGGCGAUCAUCCCGCGCAUCAGGGUGCGCCAGAACUCGCCGGAGGACGAGGAGCAGCCGCCGCCGCCCCCGCCCCCGCCCCCGCCGCCAGAGGCGCAGGACGAGCAGCAGGAGGACCAGGACGAGCCGGACGAGCAGGACGAGGAGGAGCAGGACGAACCCGAGGAGGAGGAGGAGGACAACGACGCCGAGGAGCAGCAGGAACUGCCCGAGGAGUUCAUGAUCGACCCCGAGGGCGCGAUCGUCGACGACGACCUGAUGAAGUUCCAGAGCCAGCAGAAGAAGCAGGGCAGGAGCGGCAAGGGCAACAAGAUCUACUCCAUGGACCGCGGCAGGUACGUGAAGGCGAUGCUGCCGAAGGGCGGGGACGCGAAGGGCGGCAAGAUCGCCCUUGACGCCACGCUGAGGAACGCCGUCGUCUAUCAGAAGAUGCGCAAGGAGGAGGCCAUCAGGAAGAACACUCCACCGGACCAGCUCCGCAACGUCUACGUGGAGAGGAGCGACAUCUGGGUGAAGAAGAUGGCGCGGAAGGCGGGCGCCCUGGUCGUCUUUGUGGUCGACGCGAGCGGGUCCAUGGCGCUGAAUCGCAUGCAGAACGCCAAGGGCGCCGUGCUGAGGCUGCUGGAGAACGCCUACCAGAAUCGCGAUCAGGUCGCCCUCAUCCCCUGCCGCGGCAUCAGCGCGGACGUGCUGGUGCCGCCGACGUCUUCAGUGUCGCGCGCCAGCUCCAGCAUGCAGGUCCUGCCGUGCGGCGGGGGCACGCCGCUGGCCCACGCGCUCCAACAGGCCAUCCUGCUGGGCACCAACGCGCUGAAGACUUCGGACGUGGGCAGCGUCUGCAUCGUUUCCAUCACCGACGGGCGGGCGAACGUGCCGUUGGCAGUCAGCGAGGGCGACGAAAUGGCACUGGACGAGAACGGCCGCAUGAAGAAGAUCCCGAAGGAAGAGCUGCAGGAGGAGGUAUUCGUGAUGGCUGACAGGAUCCGCGCCAUGGGCUUCAAGUUCCUGCUCAUCGACACGGAGAACAAGUAUGUGUCUUCGGGCAUCGCCAAGAAGGUGUCGGACCGCGCCGACGGCCGCUACUACUACCUGCCCCGUGCGGACGACAAGGCGAUCGCGAACAUUGCAGGGGACGCGAUCAACGAGCUCAGGAGCCGAUGA